AUGUCUUACACUAAGAAGCAUGUCAAGAUCGAUCUAUGGCCGGAAAAAGAAAAGGAAAAAUACCCUAAAAACAGAGAAACCCUCAAGUUAACAAUUCCCACUCUUCUUCUCUUCUGCUCCAUUUGUCUCCUCUUCCUAAUUCUCCUUUCCCCCUUCACAUCUCCACCACAAACAACGUCAUUACUCCCUCGCACGUGCGACAAAAAUUUCACUGUCUACGUCUACGAUCUUCCCAAAGAGUUCAACACCAACCUCCUCCAAAACUGCCGGAACUUGAACAUCUACACCGACAUGUGCCCUCACGUGGCCAACAACGGCCUCGGACAACCUAUCCGCCGCGGCGGCGGCGAGAGCAAAACGUGGUUCGCGACGCACCAGUUCAUAGCCGAGAUGAUCUUCCACGCACGUGUUGAAAACCACCCGUGCCGCACGUGGGAGCCAAGCAAUGCCGACAUAUUCUACGUUCCGUUUUACGGUGGGCUCUACGCUUCAAGCGUGUUCCGAGAACACAACCUAACAAAGCGCGACGAGCUAGCCGUUAGAUUAGUAGACUACGUGAGUGGUCAACGAUGGUGGAAGAGAACGAACGGUCGAGAUCAUUUCUUGGCGAUUGGGAGAACGGCUUGGGAUUUCAUGCGAUCUAGUGAUGAGGCAGGCACUGACUUUGGAGCAAACAUACUCAUGCAAAUGCCACCUGUCAUGAAUAUGUCGGUGCUGACUGUGGAAAGGCAACCGUGGGAAGGUGACAAUCAGUUUGGUAUACCGUAUCCUUCUUAUUUUCACCCGUACACGUCAGCAGAGAUGGUGACGUGGCAAAAUGAGAUGAGAAGUGUUGAGAGGCCACACUUGUUUAGUUUUGUCGGUGGGAAGAGGAAAGGUUUGGAGAAAGCAGCGAUCAGAGACGAGCUGAUCAGGCAAUGCGCCGGCUCGAGCCGUUGUGAGCUUCUCAAGUGUGAAAGUGGCGGGACCAGCUGCCACGACCCGAUGACGGUAUUAGGAGUGAUGGCUCGGUCACGGUUUUGCCUACAAGCACCAGGAGACUCAUUCACACGCAGGUCAACUUUCGAUGCAAUGUUAGCCGGGUGCAUACCGGUGUUUUUCUCACCACACACUAUGUAUACACAGUACAUGUGGUAUCUACCGGAAGACAGAAGAAGCUACUCGGUGUUUAUGGGCCAAAAGAACAGCACUGAAAUAGAACAUGAGCUUUCGAGGAUCUCGGAGAGCGAGGUGGUUCAAAUGAGGGAAACAAUCAUUGGUUUGAUCCCGAGAAUGACUUAUGCGCACCCAAAUGCUACGAAUUACGAUUUGCCGGACGCGGUUGAUGUAGCGUUAGAGGCACUAUCUAAGCAAGCAAGAGGCAAGGUUGUGUAUUCAUUGUAA
This is a messenger RNA of Thlaspi arvense, 1383 nucleotides long. Lineage: Eukaryota; Viridiplantae; Streptophyta; Magnoliopsida; Brassicales; Brassicaceae. The record is from the annotation of a GenBank genome assembly.